GUUCGCUCCGAUGUCGAAAGCAUACUCGAAACAACUCGAUCGCCACCUCCACGAGUCCCACGGCACGGCAAAGGCAACAAAAAGAGAGUUCUUCAGCCUCUUUUGGCCCGCUUGGAGCUCUACAAUGACUCCGGAUCUCAUCAAGAAGAGUUUUCAAGUUACUGGGGUGUGGCCGAUGGAUGCUCAGGUCAUCCUAAAACGCUUCAACAAACACCCACAACAACAAGAUGAGACUCUAGAAAUUGGCUGGCGUGAGCUGCGAAAAGUUUUCGACGCUGUGGUUGGGGAUAAGUCAAAAGUUGAAGCCUAGCGGCUUAAGGCUUUAUUUUGGUCUCUACAGGUUCAAAACAAGCUUCUCCACCACGAGAACGAGUAUCUUAAUCGCUCGCUCAACACCAAAACAAACGCCAAGAAGAAGAGCAAGACACUGGACCUUCAACAGCGCGAGGAGUAUCACGGCGGGGCAGUAUUCUGGUCCCCAAGAAAGCUCCGCGAAGCCAGGUAUCGCGAGAGCGUACGAGAAGAGCAAAAGAAGUAGGAACAACU
Messenger RNA from Exserohilum turcica Et28A, 546 nucleotides. RefSeq lists its product as uncharacterized. The transcript is spliced from 2 exons. The record is from RefSeq and is a predicted model, not a curated record. The coding region runs from base 125 to 310 and encodes 61 amino acids. NCBI's taxonomy places the organism in Eukaryota, Fungi, Ascomycota, Dothideomycetes, Pleosporales, Pleosporaceae.